AUGGGAUCCCUCCUCAGCGGCACCACCAACUCAUGCACUCCCAUCCGACCCCUUCACGCAUCUUUCCACAACUUCCUGACAGACAAGUCAUCCAGCAGAGACUUUUUCAUCGAGGUGUCGAACGUACAACAUGACCUUGCACUUGCAUCGCUACGAGUGAUGGAACAUGGCCUUCGCUUCAAUAUUUGUGAUUUGAAGUUGUCGCACCUCCCCAAUUCUCAAGACGCAGGGCUGCCUCAACGAGUCAAAACAUCCAUCCCCCCAUAUUACUCGAUGUCAUCGGGGUUAAACUUGUUUAACCAAGUUGAAUCGAUUCGCGAUGCUGCACUAUCUGCUCGUGGACGUUCUGCACUGUCUAUUUUUUCGUCACCCGCCCACCCUGUUUCUGUCCCUCGUUUCUUCAGUCUCUCUAGUGGCACCUGGGUCAUCGUUAAUAUUCUCUUCUUUGCGGACCAUGUUCUUCAGCUCCACCAUCAGGCGGUCGAGAACUGGUGCAACUGGUUUGGCCACUUGAUAAAGCUUGAGGAAGACAUAGCAACUAUUCUCCGUGACAGGGAAAUUAUUCUAAUCAAAUUGUCCAAAUCCUCCAAGACCACACGGGAUGAAUCUACCAAAUUUAGCUCUUUCCCUUCUGCUAUUUCUACGUCACAUGGCUCUCCCGACACCGAAUUUUUACAAGCUCAAGAGGAGCUAUGCGCAUGUGAGGCUUGUUUGGCCAAUAAGGAGCUGGAGUCGGAGGCACUUCGGAUUGGCAUAACUGGUCUUAGUACUCACUGUUGGGCUCUCGAUGGGCUUCUUCGGGGUUUACAGAGUCUUGAUGUUUCAAGUUCUGAUGGUCAAGUUCCAGAACGCAUCACCUCGAUUGCAUUCGCACUCGCGUCCAUCACUCUUCGUAUCCCAAUGAAUGCUCAUUACACGUAG
Molecule: messenger RNA, 921 nt
Organism: Suillus plorans
Lineage: Eukaryota; Fungi; Basidiomycota; Agaricomycetes; Boletales; Suillaceae
Exons: 5
Coding region: 1-921 (306 amino acids)
Source: RefSeq, a predicted model, not a curated record